UGUAGAAAUGAACUAAUUUUCUUAUUACUGUUUCUUGGGUAUCCCUGCAAUAGAGAAGCACAUGUUUUUUACACCCACAUUAUAUAUAUAAUAAAUAUAUAAUAAUAAUAAUAAUAAUAAAUAGCCGCAACAAUGGUUCGCGGUUGUGCUUUUCCCACGUGCACCAACAAGAUGACCAAAAGAAGUGGACUCAGUUUUCAUCGCCUUCCUUUUCACACUCCGAAGAUCCUGCACUUGUGGUUGCUCGCCCUGCGGAUGGAUAUCAACACACCGAUUAAUAAACUCCGUGCUGAUGAUCUGCGAGUGUGUGGCGCUCACUUCACGGAUGAUGACUUUUUCACAGAAACCGCCCGCAAAACCACACGCAAACUCAGAUGUCUAAAGAGAUCAGCUGUCCCUCAUUCGGACCUGGGGCAUAUCUGGGGCAUCACUGGACCUGAGGACUGUAACCUAAAAGAUGAGCCACGUCCAGUGAUUAUAGGACAGUACGAGAUUGUUACAGUGCCACACCCUGAUCACAAAGCUGUCAAGAGCUUUCAGUCUUUUUAUCAAGAAACUAGCAUUUUUAAGACCACUGAGGUUCUGGUAAACACACACUGUUUGCUGGAGCUCUUCCAGUUCUGUUGGCUUUGUCAUAAAGAGUGCUGUAUUACCAUUGAGGGCAAUGAGAAGCUCUUUUCAGUCACCCAGGACUGCCAGAACUGUGGCCACCACAGAGACUGGAGGAGUCACCCGCCUUCAGCCAACCCUACAGAAACAUUUCAUAAUGAACUCAAAGGCCACGCUGAGACAUUUGAUGAAAAACAUGAGGAUAAUGAUGAUGCGGCUUCAUACGUAGAGGUAGAACACACAUUGGAGCCUGGGGAUGAGGAUAGUGAGGAGGUUGUGGUCCAGAUUGGGUCAUCGGAUCAAGAGGGCAGUGAGAAGAGCUAUGAGCAGAUGUUCAUUGAAACAGAUGGGUCAUAUUUUUCAAGUACUGAAGAGGAAACAAGCUUGCAAGAAGAGAUAAAGAAUGAGAAGAAAACAAAGUCAAAAAGACAAAACAGUUCAGAUGAGUGGCAGCCAGAUUUAGGCGAAGAGGCCACAGAUUCUGAUGUGUCCAUGGAUGAAGACCUGUUCACAGCUUUAAAGGAGGAUGGUCAGGGUACACUUGUGGUGUGGUGUACACAAUGUGGAACCGAGGCCUCACUCUCGUGUUCUGUCCUGCGACACAAGAAAGUCUUCUGCUGUGCUCAGUGUGAUGCUGGUGGAGAUACUGAGAUGCUUAGGUUAGAAAAACUAGCUGUUCGGUUUGAUGACUUGUCCAGUUUUCAGAGACAUGCUGAACAGGAGCACGGAGUCAAGACGUUCUAUAAGUUGUGCCAGGAAUGUGGCAAGUUUGUUAGAGCAGACCCUCAAACCAAAGGUUUGAAAGAACAUAAAUGUGAACAAAAGAUAAAAUUUGUUGUCUGUCAAGAGUGUGGAAAAAGAUUCCUCACUGAGGUCGGCUUAAAGAGACAUUGCACUAAACUCCAUGAGGAUGCAGACCAUCCUUGUAAGUACUGUUUGAAGAUGUUUAAGAACAGACCAGCAAAACUAGAACAUGAGCAGACUCAUCCUAAGGAAAAACAGCCCUACAGCUGUCCAGACUGUCCAGAGAAAUUUGACAAUCUUUACAAACGCAACAGCCACGUCAGAUCCCACCGAGGUCCAUAUAAAUAUUUAUGUGAUAUAUGUGAAAAACGCUUUAAAGACCUCCACAGGUUGAGGAGGCAUAAACUCAUCCAUUCUGGAGAAAAGCCUUUCAAAUGCCAAGUGUGUGAGCGUUCCUUUAACCAAAUGGAAAACCUCACUUCCCACAUGCGUGUCCACACCGGAGAGAAACCUUUCAUGUGUGAGCAGUGCGGAGAGUGUUUUAACCACAACGUCAGCCUGAAGAACCACAAGCAACGGCGCCACGACUUGGUUUUGAGUCAGGAGGAAGAUGAAACAGGAUGGCCUGGAGAAUAGGGAACUGAAUACAGCAAGGGAUAUUCCGUGACAUUCCAUGACAAUCUAGACCGCGUGAUUGAAAUGAAUACAGUGGAACAUGUUGCCAUAAUGUGUUUGUUUUUUCCUCUUGAGUAUUAUUCAGACAGAAGUGUUGCUUCCCUAAUGAGUAUUUUUGAAUGUGUUAAUGACAGUCUGUCAUUUAAAGCCUGAAUUGCUAUUUAGUUGGGUGGUAAGCAGUAUAAAUAAGCACUUUCAGGAGUGUCAUCAUACUUAAAAAAGUGGAAAACAUGCUAAUAAUUACCUCUUCUACCCACAUAAAUAUGGCUUUAACUGAAUUAAAAGUACUCCCUGGAGUCAUGAUAAAAAUGCACUUGAUAAAAAUGUGGAUUCCUCAAGGUUUUUUUUGAAUGGAUAAGGCUUUAGGAGGUUUAGUUUGUAAGCCUUCUAAUAGACAGGAAACUCCCCGUGUUAUGCCGAGGUUGUUUUCACAAGUCAUUUCUCAAGUGUUUGGUACAUUUUCAGAAGUGUGAAAGGUCUUUUUGAGCUUUGGAGAGAUGCUGGUCCCUUCAUCUAAACUCUCUUAUAGUCACACACACAUCAUUGGUGGAACCUAUCCACUCUCAACAAUGGAAGUUGAGUAAAUUGAUUAGUUUAUUGCGGUACUUUCUGUUUAGAGUGAGGACAGAAAAAGGAAUGUUAUCGUCUUUAAAGAAAGAACACCUUAUCAUAGUGUCAUACAUGGAAAUUGAUGCCACUGAUAAAAUUGUUUUUUAACAUAGGCAGGCAGCUUCAUGUAUAGAACUGCACAAUUCGAUCAUUUGGAAGGAAUUCUUUUUCUUGCUCAAGCAAACCUGGGGAUAGACAUGUUUGGGCCAAGUGUGAAAACUUCCCUGAAAACGUUUAAAGAGUUUUCUGAAAUGGACAAACCAAAGAACUUUACAGGGUCUUAGAUAGAACCCUUUAUCAUUUCUUAAGGUAUAUCUCAGACUCUACAGAGACUAAUGUGGCACAAAGUACUCCAGGGAAUUAAAACAAAUUCUCUUAAAAUGUAUACUUUGGAAUCAUUUUGGAAAAAAUAAAGGUUUAGGCAAACUUCAGACCAUUCCUAGUGUUAGAAAAGCAGAUAUACUACGGUUGAACAAAGAAAAGCUUUAUUUUAGUCCAUGAAAGAAAAAGUGUGGUUAACUUUUUUUUGCAAUACAUAAGCAAAGCAUUUGAGCACAUCAUUAUUAUUAAAAUGUUUUGAUGGUUGUAUAUAAUAAAAUAAUUUAUCACUGGGUGAAAUUACUUGCAGAGCAGAGUUUUGUUCUAAAUAUAUCCCUGACAAGCAUAGGAAUAAAUCAAGAUUUCCAGGCAUUAAUUUACUCAGUCUGGGGUAAAAUGUGGUGGCAAAUAUUUUUUCCAUCGAUCUGAUAGUCUUUUCCUAUUGAGUCGGUUAAUCAGGAUGCUGUGGCCAAAUAUUGCACCGUUCUUUGCUUUAUUUACAAGUAUAUAACCAACACAAAGAUUUUUAGGUUCUCUACUCUUGGUUACAUUACAUUAAAUGACAUUACAUGAAAUCAGUAGCUUGUUACUGGAGAAGCUACAGUAUUUGGAAAUAAGCUCUUCUGCUAUUGAAAAUAUACUUGAGUAGGUAGCAUGGCUUCAUGUAGCUAACUAGAUCCCAACACCACAAAACAAAACAUAUAAAUGAUAAAUAAAACAGCUAUGUAACAUAUCAUUGAUAAAAGCAUGUAAUGAUUGAGAUAUACUAGUUUUAAACAGAAUAGCUAACCGUGAAUUGGAGGUAAAAGUAUAACCAACACCAAAAAGAAACCCAAAAUUAGUCUAAAAUAAAUUGAUGUGCUAACUCUAUGUCCAAAAAAAUGAAUUAAAAUGUUGAGAUGUUGAGAAAGAUGUUGUCUGGUCUUGAACUACAAGGA
Molecule: messenger RNA, 3893 nt
Organism: Hemibagrus wyckioides
Lineage: Eukaryota; Metazoa; Chordata; Actinopteri; Siluriformes; Bagridae
Product: zinc finger protein 660-like
Exons: 5
Coding region: 133-1989 (618 amino acids)
Biological process (GO): regulation of transcription by RNA polymerase II
Molecular function (GO): RNA polymerase II cis-regulatory region sequence-specific DNA binding; DNA-binding transcription factor activity
Source: RefSeq, a predicted model, not a curated record